AUGGAGCGGUUUUCAUCGCUUGAUUCCUCCUCCCCUCCAUUGCGCGAGUCGCCAUCUUCCUCGACUUCAUCAACAAAUCAUGCCAUGUCAAUGCAAAACUUGCUGAUCAAUGACAACGAAGAGCCAGCACUAUUACCACCACUGGGCAAAAUAGUACUGCCGCUACCAAAUCCUUCAUCUUCUCCAUCUUUAUCUGCCACGCCUCAAGCAAUUGAACCAUCAGUUGGUCAAUAUUACUAUACAGCGUCAUCAUCGGAGCCUCCAAUAUGCAAUUUACCUGCUAUUAGACCACCCUCAUCCUCACCACCACAUUACGCUCAUUACCAUCAACAUCACCAAAAAAGCUCAUCACAAAAGUAA
Messenger RNA from Mucor velutinosus, 360 nucleotides. RefSeq lists its product as uncharacterized. The record is from RefSeq and is a predicted model, not a curated record. The coding region runs from base 1 to 360 and encodes 119 amino acids. NCBI's taxonomy places the organism in Eukaryota, Fungi, Mucoromycota, Mucoromycetes, Mucorales, Mucoraceae. The transcript has a single exon.